This is a messenger RNA of Antrostomus carolinensis (chuck-will's-widow), 984 nucleotides long. It is a transcript of the gene TMEM156, whose product is annotated as transmembrane protein 156. The transcript has 7 exons. The record is from RefSeq and is a predicted model, not a curated record. The coding region runs from base 1 to 984 and encodes 327 amino acids. Lineage: Eukaryota; Metazoa; Chordata; Aves; Caprimulgiformes; Caprimulgidae.
AUGUGCUUGCUUUUGAGAAAAUCAGUACUCUUCAGAUUAGGACUAGGAAUAAUUACCAUGUUUAUUUUAUGUUUACCUGAAUUUUUCAAAAUCCAUGAAGCUAACACUGUAAUUGUGUCAUGUGUGGAUACCUGUUCAUCAAAUAACACCACUUUUCCACUUUGUACGUUUAAAAACUCUUGCAAAAGAUCAGCACAACAAAGAAGAGAAAACCAGACUAUUUUACUGAAGGCCAUUGUAAAUAAUUCCAAUUUCCAAAAUAUUGUGUGUAUUUGCCAGUCCUCCAGGAAGGAACAACAGUCAAAUACUAAACACACGGAGUGUGAUUCCAAGAGUGAUGUGAAUGUUGAUCAUCAAGUAUCAGAGUCAGUAGCUAAAAAAAAAGAAGUAGAAUGUAAUACUUAUUGCCUGCUGGAAAUCCACAUCAAUAAUUCUAUAGUCGGAGGAAGAAAUGCAGCCAAAGAAUACCUGAAUCAUUCCUGUCUAGUGGCAAUGAUGGAAGACCAAAACGACUGUAUAAAUACCUCACUGCAACUGAAGUCUUACAUGGAAUAUCCAAUGUGUAUGACGAAGAUCAUUUGGCUCACUAUGAUUCCAGUAGUUUUUGUGUUUACUAUUUCAGUCGUCAUCUACAAAAUAGUCCAAGAAAAUGAACAAAACUAUUGUCAACAAAGAGUAGCAGCAGUUUCUACUAUUCUAAGAAGAAAGAGUUCUAGACAUGAAAGAAGAACCAUAUCUGCUACUAAAAUUCAUCCUUUUGCUGUGAAAACCAGCAAACAACAGAUUCCACUUGCUGCACAGACCACAAAGAUACUGCCUGUAAUUCCUGAACAAGAGCAUUGUCAUGUGGGUGCAUCAGCUGUAGAAGGUUCAAGUCUUAACCAUACAUUAAAACAAAAACUCCUCUCAGUACGAAAGAGCUCACAGAAUCAGAUUGCUGAGCACAUUCCGGAGUACUCGGCACAAUUAUUGGGCUCUGUAUAA